ACGCUCUAAAGAUAUGGACCAUCUUCCACUCUUUCCUCCACUUGUUACUUGCGUGCCUCGUGCCAAUGAGAACCCACUCCGUCAAACUCCGAAGUCUACCUUGCUCUAGGAUAGAGCUACUUCGAGCAAACCUCUCAAGCAGAAAAAAAUCACAACGAACUUGAUUUUAAGAUACUAGCCACCCCAAGGUUUGACAAAUUCGGUCUCAAGACUUAUGGGUUGGGAUUGCUACGAGAUUUUCUAAAAUUCAGUCACCUAACUCGAUAUAAAGUAGUGAGAUAUUGAUAACACAUAGUAAGGGCGUGAGGGGCUGGGUCUGGGAAAGGGGGCAGGAAGAGCAUGCUCAGGGAAUCAGUGACUCAACACACUGGGCUGCUGCGAGUUCCAAGUAGAAAGCUGCGACGUACUCAGAGCCUGGUUGCAGCGAUGUGCAGGUAGGCAGCGCGGAGCGUAGGUACUGUUCACUUCCGUAUUGAUUCUAGAAGGACUAUCUAGCAACAGGCGGCACGAAACGAGGAGGAGGGAGAGGACAAAAGCGAAGCUCUUUUGCAACACAUUCAUGACUGUGUUUCAGUAGCAACAACAACAACAGCACAUGCGCGAAGUGCAUUCAGACCUCGCUUUCACAUCUCGAAUUAUUUCUGCAGCAGAAUUCUCGGCUCCGUAGUUUGGUGCAGUGCUGUCACGUAUCACAGUCCUACUGUUGGUACGUUGUUUGUGAUAAGAUAGUGAAGCGAGAGAAAUGUGAGAGAGCCCGAGGGAAUAAGAAAGAUUUGCAACCUUCGUUGAGAACUGCAAUCUCUGUGAGGUACAGUCGAAGUGAAGUGGACGAGGUAAUUUAAGAAGGAAUCGAUCGGGAGAGUACUGAGGAUUUAGAGUUGUGGGGAAGUAGGUAGCUACAUGCGGACUUCAAGAGCAUGUCCUUUCAUGUGCAGUAGAGGUUGGGAAUUGGUGGCGCAGGGAAACAAUGAGCGGAAACGCUGGGAGGAGUGGUGGAGUUGCAGGGAGCGGAUUGGGGUAGAGAGUAUGGUCAAGAAGAAGGUGAGACUGGUGGUGCGCGCGAAUGUGACAGUUGAGAAAAGUGAUAAGCAGGUGAGAUUGUUGACAGAAGCUGGAGGAGCGGCGGGGACGCUCGGGUGUUUAGAACUGUCCGGGAGACUGGACACCAGGUCCAAUGGCAAAGUAACCAGCUUAGGGACGCAAAGAGGUCGCGUGGUGGUCAUUGCGGGUCCGACCGCCGUCGGCAAGUCGCGCGUCGCUAUUGCAUUGGCCAAGCAGCUCCGUGGGGAAAUCAUCAGUGCUGACUCGAUACAGGUUUACAAAGGUAUGAACGUCGGAAGUGCCAAGACGCCACUGCUGGAGCGUGAGGGAGUCCCCCACCACCUGCUUGACAUGAUUUCUCCUAUGGAAGGGACAGAAUACUCAGCCAGUCGAUUCCUAAAAGACGCUAGAGCUGCCACGAAGAUGGUGCUCGAUAGUGGACACGUCCCCAUUGUAGUGGGCGGCACAUGCACUUACCUGCACUGGUAUAUGAACGGAGAGGCUAGAGCGCCGAAACCUUCUCCAAAGUCUAAUGCAGCCAACAAAGAGAGAAUUGAACGCUUGGUCGACCGCCCGGGGGACUGGGAGUUUGCCGUGCACACACUUGCGCAAGCUGGUGAUCCCGCCACUGCGUACAGCUUAUGUCGAAACGAUUGGCCCCGCCUGCGCCGAGCUCUCGAGGGAAUCCUGAUCUCUGGGCAGUCUGGAGGGGUCUCUACCAAGCCCCACAAUUACACGCUCGACAACAUGGACAUUCCGGAGUGGGACUACGACUACGAUUUCCAGUGCUACUUCUUGUAUCAGAAUCGUGCGGAACUUUACCGUUGGAUCGAUCUCCGCUGCGAGCAGAUGAUUGCAGAACCCCAGGGUUUGUUACAAGAAGCAUCGUGGCUCCUCGAUCUCGGACUGUUGCCUAACACUAGUUCAGCAUCGCGUGGAAUCGGCUACCAAGAAUGGAUGGUUGUGAUGAAACAGGCGAUGGAGUUUCUGGUGGAAUGUCGAGGUACUGGGGGAAUUACCACUGAGGAGAAGUUCCUGGCCUUUCUUUCCGGAUUUCAGCAUGUUUCAAGAAGCCUGGUGAAGAAGCAACUAAGAUGGUUCCGAAGCAGUCACGACAGUGCCGUGAAGCAGUUCCACUGGAUCGAUGCAUCCCAGCCAACGGACCAGAUUUUGGAAGCUUUGAGAGCAGAGUAUUUGCGAAGGCCUGGCUACCCUUCUGAAUUGAAAGGAAGCAAUGCUCUGAUAGACGCCAGUUACAAGGAGGGCAAAACACUGAAGUACUAUGAUGCUAAGAACAGGAUUUUUACAAGCUCGUCAACAAUCGCGCCUGUGUUGAGAUGGGUGAAGAAGACACAAGGAGAUCUAAGACCAAUUCCACGGAGAUUUGUUACAGUUUGAUUACUCUCAAAUAAAUUUCUGGGGACCACUUAACCAUAUAAUCGAGUUAUCGUCGUCCCUCAUAGUGUUCCAUUUUAAGGGAAGCUCUAUGUUAAAAAAUUAAAAUUACUUCUGCAAGCCAAAGUAACAUAAUGUUUCUCAGUAGACUAGUAUGUGUAAUGUUACGCAUUUUAGAUGCAGUUUAGAUAAGCUACACUUUUCUUCAGUUCCCGAGAUUCUUCGAAGACAAUCUGUACAUACCACAUUCUCAUUCAAACCACAAAUCUGUGAAUAGAACUGCUGUUGCCUCUUUCAAGCGGUUCACCCUAGUGCAUUUUCAAUUGACACUGGAUUUCAUGAA
Messenger RNA from Physcomitrium patens, 2779 nucleotides. Its product is annotated as tRNA dimethylallyltransferase 9. Gene Ontology annotation, molecular function: tRNA dimethylallyltransferase activity. Gene Ontology annotation, biological process: cytokinin biosynthetic process; tRNA modification. The record is from RefSeq and is a predicted model, not a curated record. Lineage: Eukaryota; Viridiplantae; Streptophyta; Bryopsida; Funariales; Funariaceae.